AUGGAAUGGGACGAACGAGCAGAGCUUGCACAUGACACGCUGUGCGACGAGUGGUUCAGCAAAUUCCGAGCACAACGAGGCCCGAUUAUUGCCAACUGGGUCUCUUCUUUCCGCAGUGGCCAUCCAAGCGCGAUUGUUGAAGACCACUGUGGUUCCUUCAAUUGGAGCUGCCGCGUUCGCUUCAAAGACAGCGUGGAAUGGCUAGUACGAUUUGCCGUGCCUAGAAGAGUUAUGGACGGGGACGAGAAGCUACAUCGAGAAGUCGCAGUGAUGUGCUUGGUUCAUGCUUGGGGACUGUCGAAAGACAAUGCUCUAGGGUUAGGGCCCUUUAUCAUGAUGGAAUACAUUCCGGGCGGCGAAUGCCUCGGUCAUCUUUGGCGAGAGGGGCCUAAGGAACGGAUACUAAGAUCCGAUAUCAGCGAACGGGACCUGCGCACUGUGUAUCGCCAGAUAGCGGAUUUCUAUCUCGAACUUUCAAAGUUAGAGUUUCCCAAUGUUGGGUCUCUAUCUAUCAGGGACGAUCAAAGUAUCCACUCGGACUUGGGGCCGCUAACGCUUAAGAUGCAAGAAAUAGAGGCACAUGGAGGAGUUAAAGUUGGAGGCAAUCACUCGACAACAUUUCCAUCCGCGAGAGGAUACUUCGACUACGUCGCUAAGCAAGAUAUGGAACAUUUGUGCGGGCAGCCCAGCUCAGUCGACAACGCUGAUGAUGCUCGGGCCAAAUACAGGUUCCGCCAUCAGGUUAAGGCCAUCAUUCCACGCUUUACCGCCGACGAGUAUAACCGGACCGGCUUCAGACUAAUAUGCGAUGAUUUUCGCUACGGGAACAUGAUUGUCAACAACGCAAGAGAUCUUAAGAUAAUCGCGGUGAUAGACUGGGAGUGGGCAUACGCAGCGCCGUACCAGAUGUUUUGCUCAGCGCCACGAUGGCUUCUAAUAAAGAACCCAAUCUUCUGGGCAGCACCCAACGGUUCUGAAUUUCAUCGAUACAACGCAUGCCUAGAAAUUUUUCUCGACGAGCUUAAACGGGAGGAGAGCGAAAGAAACAAGGUUACGCCGCAGCUUGGACUUCAGGAUGGACUUUCUGACCUUAUGCGGAAGUCUAUGAGCGACGGUAAGUUCUGGUUCCACGAAUUGAUAUAUGACUGUUUCACAGCUGCCGACAACUCAGCCUGGAAGGCCAUUUGCGAUAUCUACCCUAACACCGAUGAGCUCGCCCCUAUCUCAGAGCCGGAGCUUGAUAGGUUCGUUGGAAAGAAAAUGAAGCAAUUGGCGGCGUAUAGGGCGGACUGGGGCGCGAUAAAGGCAAGGAUCGAUCGCGAACAGGCUGAAUUGAAUGAAAAGAUGCAACAGAUGGCUUUGGGAUUGGCGUCAAAAAGCAGGAAACCGACAAUCAGGAUUAUGCACGCCGACAUGUGA
Trematosphaeria pertusa is the source of this 1419-nucleotide messenger RNA. RefSeq lists its product as uncharacterized. Bases 1 to 1419 code for a protein of 472 amino acids. NCBI's taxonomy places the organism in Eukaryota, Fungi, Ascomycota, Dothideomycetes, Pleosporales, Trematosphaeriaceae. The transcript has 4 exons. The record is from RefSeq and is a predicted model, not a curated record.